Molecule: messenger RNA, 798 nt
Organism: Anopheles nili
Lineage: Eukaryota; Metazoa; Arthropoda; Insecta; Diptera; Culicidae
Product: mitochondrial import inner membrane translocase subunit Tim29
Exons: 2
Coding region: 117-749 (210 amino acids)
Biological process (GO): protein insertion into mitochondrial inner membrane
Cellular component (GO): TIM22 mitochondrial import inner membrane insertion complex
Source: RefSeq, a predicted model, not a curated record
CGAUCAUAGUAAUAAUACUGCUAAAUGAUGUAAACAAAACGGUGCCUGCAUGCGAGUGUAGUUACAUAAAAGAACGUUGAGAUAUAUUGAUAGUGUCCGCCUCCGCAAAAGAAGAAAUGUCUCUAAAUUCGGGCGCUCGAGGUUUUCGGCGAGCACCGUCGCUUUUUCGCAACAGUAUCGAACAGCUGAAAACUCGAUACGAUGGAGCACGGGCGCGGCUUGAGGCUAUAACCUUCCCGGAGCGGUACAAGGGAACGAUACUAGAGAAAUGGGCCAAUUACUGGAAGAACCUAGUGAUAGACUAUAAGGAAAUGGUCAUCGAUACGGGACGCACCAUGCGAGAUCGACCGGUACGAAGUAGCGUGUAUGUUUCGUUACUCACCGCUGGCACAUACGCCGGCGUACGAAAUCCAUCCGAGACAGAUUUCUACGACCAGUUUCGACGUGCGUACAAUGAACUAGCGUUGGUGCAUCCAUCCUGCCAGAAUCCGGUCGCUUCCCAGCACAUAACGUUCGUGGAACGUUGCCACAAUGAGCACAUUUUACGACGGCUUUCGCUGGGAUUCGUCUCCUUCAUGUGGCUCGAUAACUACGACAAAGGCUUGGCCAUCUACAAAGCGGUCUGUCCCUACUUGCAACCUCGAUACCUGACCUUUCACCAACGAAUAAUCGAUGUCGGGUUUAACGGAAAAUUUUGGAAUCUUGAGAGAAAGAUGAUUGACUACGACAUUAACCAAGAGAAUUUGUAGCAUCAGUAGAAUCAAGAGAAUACCAAAUAAAGUAAAUAGGCUACACCUC